Messenger RNA from Candidula unifasciata, 797 nucleotides. The record is from the annotation of a GenBank genome assembly. NCBI's taxonomy places the organism in Eukaryota, Metazoa, Mollusca, Gastropoda, Stylommatophora, Geomitridae.
UUGCCAUGUCACUGACUGCACACAUCGGUAUCUUUCUGACUGUGAUGCUCAGCUACCCUACAACACUUCUUGUGGAAAGUUACUAUGAGGAUCAGUGUAUCAAAUGCUGCAGAGGUUUGCGUGGCCAGGAAGGCAGCUCUGGACUUCCGAGUCCCAACGGAGAGAGGGAACAUUUUGGACACACCACAGUAAAGGGAGAAAAGGGUGACAAGGGAGAGAUGGGGCUCAGAGGAUUACCAGGGGAAAAGGGGGACAUAGGUCCUGCGGGUCCAAAGGGCAGUCGAGGAAAGAAAGGGACCAAAGGUGAAUGUGGUCUCCCAGGUCCUGCCGGUGACAAGGGUGACAUGGGACUAAAAGGCCCAAUAGGUAAGCAGUCCCAAGGUGCCCGAGGGCCGAAAGGAGAUCAGCCCUCUCGAAUAGCCUUCACCGUGACUCGCAGCGAGCCGCUGGGUCCCGUGCCGCAGAAGACUCCUGUGACAUUUGACAAGAUUCACCUCAACCUAGGCGACAGCUUUGAUGUCUACUCGUCACAUUUUAUUUGCAAGGUAAACGGGACUUACCUCUUCACGGUACACAUGCUGAGCAUGGAGAACCACACAGCCUACGGUUGGAUCAUGCUUAACAACGACCACCAAAUGGCGUUCCACGGCGACGCCCAGGCUCGGCACGGCACUGGAAGCAACACUAUCAUCCUGAGGCUGUCGCGGGACGACCAUGUCUGGGUACAGCUGAACGAAAAUUCAGCCGUUCUCAAUCACUUUUCGUCGUUUUCUGGUCACAUUUUGUUUGAGGACUAA